AUGACCGCAUCUUCUCGUCCAGGUGGCAAGCGGCUUCCUAUCAGUUGUCAAGCAUGUCGAACAAGAAAAAUCCGCUGCUCCCGAGAUGGACGGCCUUGCCAAACAUGUGUCCGACGAGGCCUAGGUGCGCAGGACUGCGUAUACCUGGGCCAACCACGACUGUCUUCAGAGAAUACAUUGGGCACGGACUCCGCCGUACAGACCAAAUUGCUUGCACGCAUCCGCCAUUUGGAGGAUUUACUCCAGAAACAAACCAGUUCACAGUUAUGCGACCCUCAUUCACCACUCGUAUCGCCUAGUUUGACGGGGAGCUUCUCUGAUCUAGAUAGCGCGAUCGGUGGGGUGCCUGCAGAGUAUCCAAGAAGCCCUCUGUUAAGCUGUGUGGGCACUUUGCAGACAUUUGCAUCGGGACACGUGCGCUAUUUACCAUUGACUUCCCAAUGGAGAGCAUCUUCCGGCGAUUCUCUCCCUGAUAUAAACUCAGAGGUACCUUUUGAUGAUGAUGACGUGCACUUUCCCUCCACGGGGAGUGCAGCAUCCCGGGGGGAGCUGUUGGCUAUACUUCCACCGAGCCGGUAUUGCGAUAAACUCAAGGAUGUCUACUUCCGAGUCUUUUCUCCUCAGUUCUGCCAUGAUCCAAACAGUGUCACAACCGCGUGGAUUUCUCUCUUAUUUAUCAUCCUUGCUAUUGCUGUCACUGCCCUCCAUGACGAUGACCCUAUACUUUCUGACCUCGGCCGUCAGAGAACUGUUACUCGCAAUAUGAGUGUUCUUUCCUCACGCUACCGCUCCGCUGCUUUGAGGUGUCUGUCAGCAGACGGUGUUCUUUCUCGUCAUUCUAUCAAUUCUCUCCAAUCACUUAUUCUGAUCAGUUACGCUCGCAUCCACCAUGGCCUACCGACCUGGACGCUCUUGGGCUUUACUCAUCACGUUGCAACUUCAAUGGGAUGCCAUAUUGACCCCGAUCGAUUUACUCUUGGCCCAAUAGAACGCGAAGAACGCCGGCGGGCCUGGGCAGGGUUAACAAUGUUGUAUACCAGCCAGAGUAUCACAUAUGGUAAUUUGAAUCCAGGACCUAGCUUCCGAGGGGUGCAGCUUCCUUUAGACGUGAAUGAUGUGGACCUCCUCACUGGCACUGUCUCAGAACCAGCCCCGAGUCCAACCCAAAUGACCUAUCUCCUCCUGCAGCACAAGCUCCAUAGCAUCUCAUCUCUGAUAACGGAGGCCCUCUUCACCUUCCCGCCGAGAAGUCCUGUUGCACAACUCGAAAUUGAGAUCCUCAGCGUGCACGAGAUAUGCGAGAGGCGAUACCAGCUGGAGCCAGACUCCGAACCUCUUCCGGUCCACCAUCUCGCCAAUUUGAACAUCCUCUACAGCUAUAUUCAUCAACUAAUCCUCCUCCUUUUCCGCCCGGCCUUAUGCCGAUAUCUACAGGGUGACAUCACUGCUGAGACAUGCAUCGCACGUGCAAAGUGCAUUGCUUCUGCAAAGACCUCUCUCGCCAUUCAUCAGACCCUCCACAACUCACCAGGUUUUGCUUCGUACACGUGGUACAGCAGCACCUUGGGCAGCUUCCACGCAUUCCAUGCCGCGGUGACCCUCUGCGCAAUGUUAAUAUACUCUGAUGACCAGUACGAGAGCACUGAGAUUAAGGAGCUUCUACGGAAGUCUCUCGACGUCUUUACAUCUAUUUCCACCCGCAGCAACUUUUGCAGCAAGGCCGUUCCUGUUCUGCGUCAGCUAAUGUAA
Messenger RNA from Aspergillus versicolor CBS 583.65, 1749 nucleotides. Its product is annotated as Zn(II)2Cys6 transcription factor. Lineage: Eukaryota; Fungi; Ascomycota; Eurotiomycetes; Eurotiales; Aspergillaceae. The transcript has 2 exons. The coding region runs from base 1 to 1749 and encodes 582 amino acids. Gene Ontology annotation, biological process: regulation of DNA-templated transcription; DNA-templated transcription. The record is from RefSeq and is a predicted model, not a curated record. Gene Ontology annotation, molecular function: DNA-binding transcription factor activity, RNA polymerase II-specific; DNA binding; zinc ion binding. Gene Ontology annotation, cellular component: nucleus.